Molecule: messenger RNA, 4135 nt
Organism: Chrysemys picta bellii (western painted turtle)
Lineage: Eukaryota; Metazoa; Chordata; Testudines; Emydidae
Gene: OTULINL
Product: OTU deubiquitinase with linear linkage specificity like
Source: RefSeq, a predicted model, not a curated record
AUUCAGUCAGGCACAUCUGCCCCUGUCCUCAUGUGUCCCUGCACCCUCACUCAGCCACUCCUCAUCUCCAUGUGGCACUGCACCCCCCCAUUCAUCCCCUGCCCCAGUCAGUCCCUCCACUAGCCCUUCUGAACCCCAGUCUAUGUGACCCACCCAGCAGCCACAUGUGCCCCACUCUGUCUCCCCCUCACCUGUAUCCCAUGCCUCCUGACCUGGCCCCGCGGACAGAGCUCUGUGAGAAACGCAGCCUCUUCUCCUCUCUAUCAGCUGCUGAUUGAUUGAUAUGGCCAGUGAGCUGGCUGCCCUCUGUUCUGGUGCCACAGCAUUCCCUGGUGGGUGAAAGGCGUAACUGCAGUGCCUCUCCAGCAGAAUGUAUUUUCUGCUGAGAAAAAAAAAUCUGCAGGGGACAUGAAUUCUGCACAUGCACAGUGGUGCAGAAUUCCCCCAGGAGUAACUUCUCUUAUUGAAGGCACACAGCCUUGUGCCUCCCAGCCUCCCAUAGGAGAGCAUCAAUAUCUUACUUAGGCCAUGUCUGCAAUUCAAAAUUAUGUCAACCUGACUUCGGCACAGAGUCACUGCAGUUAUUAAAUCACUUGUGUGUGUGCACACUUGGCUCUUUGUGUCAGCAUUGUGCCUCCUUACCAGGAGUGCUUGUAUCAAUUGUUUUGUCAGUGUGGGACAGCUCCUGAAAGUCAAUAACAGUCGACAUAAGCAUAACUACAUCAAUAUUGACUGUAUGCCACUCAGGGAGGCAGUGUUACUAAAUCGGCAUAGAGAGGCACUUAAGGUUGUGGGAGCCAAAUUUAAGUGAGGACAUUUCCACAGCUAGGUUGAUGCAAGACAGGUUACAUUGACCUAACCUUGUAGUGUAGACCAGGCCGAAAGAACACCCAAGUUACUUAUUGCUAUGUUAUUACACACGUACCACAAGUGGGGUAUCACUGGAUUUCAAAAGAGGCUCUACUGCUUUUUUGCUGAAUCUCUCAAUACAGUGUAAGGCUAUUGAGAAAUUCUGUUUUAUGUAAAUUAAAGGACUUUUUCAACACUAGCAAAGUUCAUGUGAGUCCUCCCCCCACCCUCCCCGUAAAAUAUGGAACUGGAACAGAAACCUUAGAUGUCAGGAAUUUGCUCAAAUGUAUUUCUACUAUUCUACAAAACAUGUUACUUUGGGGAAAAAUACCAGUUCAGUCUUUUUAAUAGUCCCAUUCUGCCCAAUCAAAAUCAAAUGAGGGUAGUACGUGUGUGUGUGUCUAUAUAUAUACAUACAUAUAUAUAUAUAUAUGGCCACCAUAAAUAAUGCAAAAAAAGACUUGACAAGUUGUUUUUUUCCUUUGCAUCUUCACUUGUUUUUGUUCCAAUAUGUUUGAUUAAUUUGCUGUGGAUAUUUUAAGCUGGAUCAGCAUUGGGUUUGCUUUGUACAAUGGUGGGAAAACUUAGACAACCGAAUGUGCCAGGUAAUGAACAAGAGUUGUAAACUGUUACAAGGGGCUAGUAUAGUUAACAGAAGCUUAUAUUAUAAACUUGCUGAUUUUUUUUAAAUCAUGCCUUCACCACAGAAAUGGAGGAGGGAUAAAAUAAAUCACUGUAACUCUAUUAACCUCCCAGGAUUUUCCCCCUCAAACAAUGUGUAAACCUCAUACAAUUAGUCAUAAUUUAGCUGCUUUGAAAUUGUUUAUUAAAAGUACCCCCAUUUGUUUCCAUAGAUAAUCAGUGCAUAUGCUAUGAAUAGAGAUGCCAUAGGAUAUUCCCCAACAAUCAAAAUCUCUGGACCUUACUGAAAGAGCUAAUGUUUUGUUAUAGUUGUAGCCAGUGAUAAAUGUUUGCUGCAGCUCCUGGAAGACAAUGCGUUUUAAAAUGUUACACUGAUUUUUGGAUCUACUUUAGGAGUGCAUAUUAUAAAAUUGUUCUUUAUCCCUUCAAAAGCAGCACUUCCAGGAGUAACCCCCUUUCAUGUCAGGAAGGAAUGAAGUGCAGUCGUGGACAACAGCUGUCAACCAAUCCUUACAUAUGGUGUGGCAAAAAAUAAAGAGACAACUAAUAUUAGUCAUGUCUUUUCUCCUUGCUGCUCUCUGGUAUUGUAGAAGGCUCUAUGCGUACUUAGCACAGCUGUUGAAAUGGUGGAGUAGAUAUCUGCAGAGAAAAUUCAAAAAGAACCUCAGUGUACUGGCAGAAGUUGAUCUGCUUGGUUAUUGUGCAAGAGAAUGGAAAGGAGAAACCAAGCAGGCCAAGCAGAUGAAGGCGGCUUAUGAAGAACUGUUUUGGAAACACCAUAUUAAAUAUAUACGACAAGUCAGAAGAGAUAACUACUGUGCAUUAAGAGCUGUGCUGUUUCAGGUAUUCAGCCAGGGCAUUUAUUUUCCAUCAUGGAUGAAGGAGAGAGACAUUUUAAAGCUCCCUGAAAAGCUUCUGUAUUCACAAGGCUGCAACUGGAUUCAGCAAUAUAGUUUUGGACCAGAAAGAUACACAGGCGCCAACGUAUUUGGAAAAUUACGUAAAUGUAUGGAAACAUUAAAGACACAGUGGACUGAAAUAAGUGGUGUUAAAGACCACGACGAAAGAGGAAACAUGUGCAAUAUCCUUUUCUCCGAUGAAAACAAGGAAUAUAAGCUGUAUGAGGCUAUAAAAUUCAUCAUGCUUUACCAAGUUGUGGAAGCCUAUGAACAGAUGAAGAAUGAGCAGAAACGUGUACCCGUCCUUUUUAGCCUCCUUUUUGCUCGUGAUACGUCAUCUGACCCUUUGAGUUUUAUGAUGAAUCAUCUGAAUUCCAUAGGGGACACGGGUGGUCUGGAGCAGGUUGAAAUGUUUCUUCUUGGAUAUUUACUUGAAGUAAAUAUAAGAGUCUACAGACUGUAUAAGUUUAACACUGAAGAGUUUCAAGUAAACUAUCCAGAGGAGUAUCACAGGGACUGGCAGGAAGUCUCUCUUCUGACUGAGGAUGACCAUCACUAUCACAUCCCCAUUAUUAGAAUAUAAGACUGAUUUCUAACUAUGCAGUAGAAGAAGUGACCAUCUCCAGCAAAUUAUCACCUUUAAGCCAAGUCCUUUGCCAGCAACAGUAGGAUUUCAAGUAACAUAAAAUAAUGACUACAGGACACACAGAUUUAUUAUGUUAACUUCUUGCUUGCUUGUACUGACCCAUAUCACCUGUGAUCUGCCUCAGAAAAACACAAAAUACAUAAUCAUACAAUCAGGACAAACUGGCAUAUUAAGGUUCUCAAAUAAAAAAAAAUGGUAAAUCACCUGUGAGAAAACAUUAUCACUAGAUAGUUGAUAGUCACUUGUUGAGCUAAGUCCAAAACACGUGUUGUACAUAAACUUACAAUGUCAAAUGAUACCUAUUCUUUGUUUAAGAAGGGUGCUUCAGCCACUGACUUGGGAGAGAAACAAAGGCAAUAAUAAAAAUAAAUAACUUGCAAUAUAGCUUUACUCAAUAUAUACUCUUCCCCCUGCUCUCCCCGCAUCCCUUCUUUUUGGAAGGGUCAGAUUUUGAUGUUAUCUAUCAAAAGUACGUAAAGGAUUUUCUUUGCAAUUGGUUUGAGAAGGCUGUGCACUUCAGUGCAUUUACAAAUACUGGCUUUUCACAAAAAUGUUAACUCUCUGUACAUUAUAUAUACAUUUAGCAGGACUCACAUUUCCUAAGCUUUUUUGUAUAUACGAUUUAAUACCUUUGAGUUACUUUUCUUAAUCUUGACAUCAAGGUUACUUCUAGUUUUUGAGGGUCUUAAGAAGUAUCCAGUAUAACAAGCAAAUUAUCUUAGGUGGGAACUGCUAUUUCACCACACUUUAUGUUCAUUAAAAAGAUGACUACUAGGAAGGAAGGGAAAUGCCAGAUACAUUAAAAAAGCAAGAAUUGCUGUCUUGAAUAAGGAGCUUUACACAUUCCCCUCAUUCUAAGAAACUGAACUGCAGUUCCACCAUUUUAUAAAAUUAGGAAGCUUAACUUUAAUGAAAAUUAAAGUGAUAACAGUUUAGCAAUAUGUUUAUUUGUGGCACAUGAACAUCAUCAUACAUAAGGCUGCGAGUUUGUCAUGGAGGUCACGGAAGUCACAGAUUCUGUGACUUUGUGGGACCUCCAUGACUUCUGCAGCUGCACCGUCGGGGAGGGAGUGAGGGCUCUGGGUGGCACUUUCCUUGG